Messenger RNA from Girardinichthys multiradiatus, 5054 nucleotides. It is a transcript of the gene epn3b, whose product is annotated as epsin 3b. Bases 1154 to 2956 code for a protein of 600 amino acids. Gene Ontology annotation, biological process: endocytosis. Gene Ontology annotation, molecular function: phospholipid binding; clathrin binding. Lineage: Eukaryota; Metazoa; Chordata; Actinopteri; Cyprinodontiformes; Goodeidae. The record is from RefSeq and is a predicted model, not a curated record. The transcript has 12 exons. Gene Ontology annotation, cellular component: clathrin vesicle coat; endosome; plasma membrane.
GUUACACUGAAAACAACAACGAUUGGGAUACCUCUCUCUGUCAGAUUGACCACAACCAUUGGAAAAGAGAGGGGGUCAUACAGGUAGCAGAAAUGGAGGGUGUGUUUGCACCUCAACCAUAACCGAGCCGUCAUAGCCGACAUUGUGACCCAUCUCGGGUCCACCUCCAGACCCCCUCCUCCCACCCGGUUUCUGGCUGGGUAUCCUGUCUACACUCUCCGCUGCAUUCUCCGGUCCAGGCGGCGGGGAUGUGGACUCCAAUAUCUGGUGGACUGGGAGGGAUACGGUCCCAAGGAGCGGUCCUGGAUUCCUGGACGAUUCAUCCUGGACAAGUCCCUCAUCCGGGAUUUCCAUCCCGAGCAGCCUUGGGGAUCCGUCGGGAGCCGGACCUUGAAGCUAUGAUUCUGGCCCGUCUGCCUGCUUCCUCCUCCGCCCUCCUGUCAGCAAUCAGCUCCAUCUCUUUGCCGCUGCGCUGCAGCGCAAUCAUUGUCAUGCCACUCACCUGUGCACCAGCAGUUAUAUUCACCCUCUGGCAGGCAGACGGUGCCAGAUUUUUUGAAAGCCAAAUGACUGUGCAGAUAUCCAGCGUUUCUUCCUGCCUGAUCAUGUUUUCUAUCAGUUUUUGUCUCUUGGAUUUCCCCCUCUUGCCCAGAGACAUCCACCCUUGUUGGAUUUCUCUAGCUCUGGAUCUCGACCCUGUUUCUGGCCCUGGAUUUUUGUCUGUGCCCAGCCUCUGGUUUUAUCUGCCUGAGGCUACCUGCCUUUCCUUCCUGCCCGGACUCCCUGUCCUCGCCCAGUCCCCUGUCAAGUGGCCUGUCCUGGAUUUUCUGGUUCUCGCCCCGCAUCAACUCACUGGUCAGUGAGUUUGGGUCUGUCGGCAAUCUGACACCGGUCAGUGGGACACUUCCGUACGGACGUUCUGGGCUGGCUUCUGAUUGACCACCUCCCAGCUGAGGAGCCAUUUCCGGUUCGCUGUCUCACAUGGACCCCGAGAAGAGAGGUACUGAGACUCCUGACAGAGAAGAGGAGCCCUCCCUGGAAUAGUCACCUCUUCUCCCCUCCCUCAGUUCACUGAUCCCCUUACUUCCUUUUUUAACCUGUCAAGUGUUUGUUUUCACUUUCUCUCCCAACACAUCGUACGCCACGUUUCACCAUGACAACCUCUGCCCUGCGAAGACAGGUGAAAAAUAUUGUGCACAACUAUUCAGAAGCAGAGAUCAAGGUACGCGAGGCCACUUCCAAUGAUCCAUGGGGCCCAUCAUCGUCUCUCAUGUCAGAGAUCGCUGACCUGACCUUCAACGUUGUGGCGUUUGCUGAAGUCAUGGGGAUGGUGUGGAAACGGCUCAAUGACAGCGGCAAGAACUGGAGACACGUUUACAAGGCCCUGACUCUUCUGGACUACCUGCUGAAGACGGGAUCUGAGAGAGUGGCCCAACAGUGCCGGGAAAAUGCCUUUACCAUUCAGACCCUGCGUGACUUCCAGUACGUAGACCGGGAUGGCAGAGACCAGGGGGCGAACGUUCGGGAAAAAGCGCGCCAGCUGGUGUGUCUGCUGCGGGAUGACGACCGAUUGCGCCAGGAAAGGAGUCAGGCCCUGAAGACCAAGGAGCGAAUGGCAGGGGGAGGCAACGGCGGGAGCAGCGGGGGUGGUGGGGGCGUGUAUGGAGGUAUUCCUCCAUCGUAUCACCCCGGCAGACGCACAAGUCAGCCCAGCAUGGCUGUCCUGUAUGGGGAAGAAUUCAGCCGCUCCAGAGGCUCUCCGUGCUCCUUCAACUCCUCGGCCUCGUCUCCCCGCGCCGCCUCAGACCUGGAGCAGGCCCGGCCGCAGACCAGCGGGGAGGAGGAGCUGCAGCUCCAGCUGGCAUUAGCUAUGAGCAGAGAGGAGAGUCAGAAGGAGCAGCGCUGUCGCCAAGGAGACGACUCCCUGUUACAGAAGGCCCUGGAUGAGAGCCGGAGAGAGAGCCAGUCAGGGACACACGAGUCUGCCAUGUUGGACCUGGUGGACAUAUUUGGAUCCUCAUCUGAGCCGCAGCCUCCUCCCAGUGAUCCUUGGACAUCAGCUGAGCCUUCCUGUAACAUCACCUCCAACCCCUGGGAUUCCGUAGCAGCUCAGUCCAGUACUCCUGUGAUUAAUAUCCCCUGGGUGGCUCCAUCCUCCACCUCUAAUGCACCUAAUCCUUGGUCUCCAUGUACCAACUCACACUCAGACCCUUGGGAAGCACCACCUGCACCCUCCAGUCCUCUUAAUAAUGUGUGCGACAGCACAACAGAUGGCAAUCAUGACGAGACUGAUCCGUUCACCGCACAGGAGGAGGAGAAACUUCAGCAGGAGAUUCCCAAAGCAUCCUCCCCUGACUCAGCCAGCCCGACAGAUGCAGAGAUAUUUGCAGGAAAAACUGAGUCUGAGCUGUUUCCUGAACAAGACUCCAACUCAGAUCCGUUUAAAGCAGAUCCAGUGAAACACCAGGUGAACGGUCGAAAGUCGGCCAGUCCGGAGAUGUUUGACCUCUCCUGCUUGGCUCCGCCUCUCAGCGCCCCACAUGCUCGCGUUUGCCGGACCCCAGAGGCCUUCCUUGGACCCACAGGGGCCUCACUGGUCAAUUUGGACACUCUGAUUCCCCCAAAGCCCCCUACCAAGAUGCAGAAUAACCCCUUUCUCUCAGGUCUGAGUGCACCGUCUCCCACUAAUCCAUUCCACUGCGACCAACCACGGCUCACCCUCAACCAAAUGCGACCCUCCUCUACAUCUCCGCUGCCCCCACACAUGCUGUCCUACAGCCCGUCGCUGCCCCUCCCUCUGCUCCAUCAGCCGCCCGUUCUGCCAUCCUCCCUCACACAGCCUCCAUCUGGGCUCCUAGACCUCCCCUCUAACCUGCCACAACCCCUGCUCCCCCUCUCUCCCCGACCGGCACCUCAUGCUCAGACACAAACGCAUAGCCACAACCCUUUCCUCUGAAGCCUCUUCAUCACACAACCUGUGUUCUGCACAGGUUAAUGGACUCUUAAAGGAAUGAUGUACGCCAGCUACAGUGAAACUAGUGUUAAAGAGUGUGAACUGAUUUGUGGUCUGAUGUCAUUAACUUAAAUUGGUUAUAAAAGGUCCAUAAAAUGAAUCUGUGUCUGUCUAAAGACAUGUCAGCUGCUAUAAAACCUGAUCUCACUCAUUCAUGCACUCAAGCGUGCCUCAGGAUGCAUAAACAAAAACAUGUACACAACCACAAACUGAGUCUGUAUCUGAAAAGUCUGUUUGAUGCUUUUUUUCCUCCCAUCAACUGUGCUAGCUCCAAGCCCUCUCUGACCACAGAGACAGAGAACAUCCCUCUUCAGUGAAGCGACACACUGACCCCCCCCCAAGCUUCACUGGGAUCCUUUUUGCUGCUUCACCGACAAAAGCAUGAAUGCCUUUUAAUUACAAUACUCAAACCUAUGAUGUUCUGAAAACUGGUGAUGACUUCCUCCAAUAAAUACUUCUUAUUCUGAUGAUUUAAACAAUAUGUUAGGUCUUCUGUUACUGGAGAAGGCCCCAAACUGUGAGAUAUAAGAAAGCACAGAGCACAAAUCAAAAGCUCAGGAUUGCCUUCCUUUAUAUAGACUAUCACCUACAAUGUGAUGGAAAAGUAUUUGCUCUCAUUGCAGAUUUUUUGUCAGAUUUAAAAUGUUUCAGAUCAUUGAAGAGGAAAGCACUUUACGCAGUGUGCAAAUUUGAAAGAUUAUUGGCUGCCUAAACCCUCCAGCAACAACUGCAUUCAGAUGUUUUUGAUUACUAUUCUACUAUUUCCACAAUUCUCUACAGAAUUGUUUUAGAAUCAGUUUGAGCAUAAAUGGUCUGUUUAAGGUCCUGCCACAGCAUCUCAAUCGGAUUUAAGUUUAUUAUUCUGAUGAGGCCACUCUAAAUCCAUCAUAAAAGGGAAAUUGCUGCUGCGCUUUGGAUCAUUAUCUUGCUGCAUAACCCGAGUGAACUUGAGUUUCACAUCACAAACUGAUGGUUGGACAUUUUCUAACAUGAUUUUCUGGUAGAGAGCAUGGUUCUAGCAGCAACGGAUAGUCCUACAGGUCUGGAAGAAGGAACGAAGCCCCAGACCAUCACACUACCACUACCAUGUUUGACUAUCAGUACAUUCUUUUUCUGUAAAGCUGUCAGUUUUAAUGUGGCAAACUGGAGUCCAAAAGCCUUAGAAAUGGCUUUAAAACCCUCUUCAGGCUUAUAGAUGUCAAAAACUUUGUUACACAUCUGGUCGUCUGGAUUUCUUUAGAUUAGGGCAUGAUGUAUUGCUUAUUGAGAUCUUGUUGCCUACUUCAGGUUGUUGGAGAGGUUCUAUUUAAGUGAUCUCUUCAUUUUCUUAAUGAAUUCAGCUCCACGGGACUGGCAGCAAUCAGGUUUGGGAGUUACUAUUGAAGUUCAACCAAGAAUAUGUGAUGUAUCACAGUUAAUUUAACAAAGAUUGCAAUUAUAUUUUGACAUAGGACCUGGAUGGUUUGAAUAGCUUGUUUCCUUAAUAAAUGAGAACAUUUUCUGACAGCAGUAUUUUGUAUUUACUCUGAUUGUAUCUGAAAUUGGAGUUGUUCAGUGAUCUUAAACAUUUAAGAGGGCAAAAAAUGCAAAAACAGAUUAAAUCUGUAAGGGUUCGAAUACUUUUCAUAGUUCUGUCAAACCUCCAUUACUUUUAUAUUCUACAUUUUCAUGAGCAAGUGGUCCUAAGUUAACUUACUUUUGGUACUUAAAUGUGGACCUACUUAGAUCUCUGAUUGUAUUCAUGCCCGUUUCCACUGAUAGCCCAAAAUGCACUCCCUUAAACUACUGUGAAGGACAUCUGGAACAACCUUCUGUCUCUCCUUUAAAAGGAUUCCACCUAAAUUAACUUAAUUGAUAGAGUUUGACUACAGAAAGGAAAAAUUCACAUGAUGAGACACUUCAUCACUGCACUGAACCUGGACUUGAAUGUGUAACGCCUACUCAUAAACAUACACAGGCUUAGUACAUAUGUAUUUAUUGAAAAAUAUAUUGCUGUAUCAUGAAAUGUUAUACCAAUAAACAGCUAGUGUUUGCAUUUACA